Striga hermonthica is the source of this 2262-nucleotide messenger RNA. The record is from the annotation of a GenBank genome assembly. NCBI's taxonomy places the organism in Eukaryota, Viridiplantae, Streptophyta, Magnoliopsida, Lamiales, Orobanchaceae.
AUGGGUCGAAGAUCUUUUCCUGAUUAUUCUCCAAAAAAACCUAACAUAAAGGACUCCGAAUUCGUCCACCGUAUCUCAACUGUCAUCAAGCAACGAUGCUAUGAGCCCUUUCGACGGAUUCUGAAGCCCUUCGAGUCCAAGUUCAGACCUGACCAUCUCAUUUGGGUUCUCAUGGAGAUAAAAAAUGAUUACUGCCUUGUCGUCAACUUAUUUGAAUGGUCGUCCAUUAGAAGGAACCUGUCGCUUGAGGCACGCUGUAUCUUUAUUCAAAUUGCUGCAGCCGCAAAAGACUUAAAGACAGCUCAUAUGCUUUUUAGUGAAUUCUGGUCAAAUCCCGGUAUUCGUGGAAGUACCUCGCCCUCCCAAUUUCUUGAAAAAUUAAUAUACACUUACAAGGAUUGGGGCUCAAAUCCCUAUGUGUUUGACAUUUUCUUCCAGGCCCUUGUGGAAAAUGGACACCUUGAUGACGCGAGAAAACUCUUUGAUAAGAUGUUACAUUAUGGUGUUAUUCUCUCUCUCGAUUCAUGUAAUGUGUUUCUUUCUAGGAUCUCAAAAGAUACUGAUGGACCUAAAAUAUCACUGAAGGUUUUUCACGAAUUUUCUGAAGUGGGUAUUCACUGGAAUACCAUAUCAUAUAAUAUAGCUCUAAACUCACUUUGUCAAUUAGGCAACAUCAGAGAAGCUCACAGCCUACUUUUGCAAAUGGAGUUAAGGGGUUGCCAUCCGGAUGCCGUGAGUUACAGCACAGUAAUCAAUGGAUAUUGCAAUCGGGGAGAACUUCAUUUGGUGGUUAAAAUUGUUGAGAAUAUGAAGCAGAGAGGUUUGAGCCCAAAUGCAUUUACUUUUAACAGCAUAAUCCUUCUUCUGUGCAAGGCUGGUAAACUGGCUGAUGCUGAGAAGGUUUUGAGAGAGAUGAUAUCUCAGGGAAUCUUUCCUGAUAAUGCAGUCUACACAACUCUCAUCGAUGGCUUCAGCAAAAUGGGAAAUAUUUCAUCUGUAUACAGAAUGUACGAUGAAAUGCAGAAGCAGAACAUUAUUCCUGACUUGAUCACAUACACUGCUCUAGUUUGUGCCUUUUGCCAGAAUGGGAGAGUAGCUGAAGCAGAUAAGCUCUUUCAUGAAAUGCUUGAUAUUGGGUUAAAAGCGGAUGAGUUUAUUUAUACAACGCUUAUUGAUGGCUACUGCAAGGCAGGUGAAAUGAAAAAGGCAUUCUCUCUUCACACAGACAUGAUACGGAUGAGAUUGAUUCCUAAUGUGGUCACUUACACUGCUCUGGUUGAUGGGCUCUGUAAACAAGGUGAGGUUGAUACAGCAAUUGAGCUUCUUUACGAGAUGUGUGAUAAGGGGCUUGUUCUGAAUGUCUACACGUGCAAUGCACUUCUUAACGGUCUCUGUAAAACUGGGAAUAUGGUGAAAGCUGUGAAAUUGAUGAAUGAUAUGGAAGUAGCCGGGAUAAAACCUGAUGCUUUUACCUAUACUACUCUAAUGGAUGCCUAUAGCAAAUCAGGGCAAAUGGUUAUGGCCCACCAGUUGCUUCAUGAGAUGUUACAGAAGGGGAUCAAACCGACAGUUGUCACAUUUAAUGUUCUAAUGAAUGGGUUCUGUAUGUUGGGAAUGUUAGAAGAUGGUAAGAAACUUCUAGACUGGAUGUUGGAGAAGGAUAUAAUGCCUAAUGCCAUCACUUACAAUUCUAUUAUUAAACAACAUUGUAUUAGAAAUGAUAUGCGGGGGGCCACUGAUGUGUACCGUGAUAUGUUUCAUAACGGAGUGGCACCGAAUGAAAAUACGUAUAAUAUAUUAAUACGAGGGCAUUGCAAGGCAAGGAAUAUGAAGGAAGCAUGGUAUUUGCAUAAGGAAAUGGUCCAGAAGGGAUUUAAUGUUACAGCCGAGACCUAUAAUGCACUUAUUAAGGGAUUCAUAAAAAGGAAGAAGUAUAUGGAGGCCAGGGUGCUUUUUGAAGAGAUGAGAAACAAAGACUUGUCUGCAGAAAAGGAAAUAUAUUGCACCUUUGCAGAGAUUAAUUAUGAGGAGGGGAACAUUGAUUCGACUUUGGGGCUUUGUGAUGAAGCAGUGGAAAAAUGUCUUGACUGCUUGAAUUCGAAGGCCGCUGUCAUGACCAUGUCUAGAUUGAAGUUUUUCACUCAUCCAUAUUCUACCAGGAAGUUGGUGGAAUCCCUUGUACUCUGGUCAGGCAGAGAGAGAGUACAUAUAAGAAUAUUGGAAAUCACAGAGUACUGUCUUGAUAUCUGGAUGGCAGUAUAA